AUGCUUGUGCAGCGUUCAAUUUCGGUGCUAUAUACCUGCAAAUCUUCAUUAUAUUGUUAUCCCAAGAGUUUCUCACUCUUUGCACGCAACAAUUCCUUAGCAUCAGUGUCUACUCUGUCUUUCUCCACUCGAAAAAGCUCUGACCCUCUCGGGACCCAUAAAAUCCGAGCCUUUGGAACCGCCUCCGCCGCCGGGAAUGGGAAGGACGCAGACACCUUCUUGGCCGAAGAAAGCGUUUCGUGGGCUUCUUUGGGCGUUUCAGAUUCAAUUUCAACUGCCCUCUCUAAACUUGGGCUGCAUAGACCUUCUCUAGUACAGGCUGCAUGUGUACCAGCCAUUCUUUCAGGGCCAGAUGUGGUGGUUGCAGCCGAGACAGGAAGUGGCAAAACUCAUGGGUACUUAGUCCCACUCAUUCAUAAACUAUGUAGUCAGGUUGAUGAGUCAGAAAGUGGUCUGGAUGAUCUGAAAGUUAAUAGAAAUCAUUGUGUAUCUCUUGUUCUCUGCCCUAAUGUGAUGCUGUGUGAGCAAGUGGUUCGCAUGGCCAACUCCCUUUCCGAUGAUUGCGGCCAGCCUCUUCUCAAAGCUGCCGCCAUUUGUGGCCGUCAGGGAUUGCCGGUUAAAAAACUGGAUAUAAUAGUAUCGACUCCGGUUGCACUUCUCAACUACUUCUACGCAAUCGGCCCGGAAAAACGUGGGCGUGAUGAUUUUAUUCGUAGGGUCAAAUAUGUGGUUUUCGAUGAAGCAGACUUGUUGCUAUGUGGAAGCUUCCAGAACCAAAUAAUCCGCCUUAUAAACAUGCUUCGUUUUGACGAGAAGCAGUUGUCAAGAGCUAAAAAUGCAGACAAUGGGCCACAGAAUGCUUUUUAUUCGGAUUCGGAAGAGGAUUUGCAGGAAGACAUGAAUAUGAGUGAGGAUGAUGGUGAAGAUGGCGAGGAGGGGAUGGUUGGGAGCUCUCAGAAUGGUGGUGAGGUUAGAAGCAGAAAAGAUUGGAGGAGGAUGAGAAAAGUAUAUGAAAGAAGUAAGCAAUACAUUUUUGUUGCAGCCACUCUUCCUGUGAAUGGGAAGAGAACUGCAGGUGGGAUUUUGAAGCGGAUGUUUCCGGAAGCUAACUGGGUUAGCGGGAGUUAUCUCCAUCGCCAAAAUCCAAGACUGGAGCAGAAGUGGGUCGAGGUCACGACUUUUACACAGGCGGAAGCACUCAUAAAUGCUGUAAAGAAUGGACUUGAAACCAGUAAAAAAAAUUCCGACUCUGAAAUAGUGCGGACAAUGGUGUUUGCAAACACCGUUGAAGCUGUCAAUGCCGUCUCUCAUAUUUUGAUGGCGGCUGGUAUGGUGUGCGUGCGUUACCACAGUAACAUCUCCCUGGACGAGCGCACAGAGAAUCUAAUCAAUUUCCAGAGGAAAGGAGGCAUUUUUGUGUGUACUGAUGCCGCUGCUCGUGGGCUCGACAUACCAAACAUUUCACAUGUUAUACAGGCAGAAUUUGCGAGUUCUGCGGUAGAUUUUCUGCACAGGGUGGGCCGGACAGCGAGGGCAGGUCAGCAUGGCCUCGUCACGAGUCUCUAUACCGAGUCGAAUAGGCAACUUGUGGCCGCUGUUCGUCAGGCAGAAGAACAUGGUUUGCCUGUGGAAAAUGCAUUUAGUAGGAAGAGGGGUUUUCGCAACAAACUUAAAAAGAGAGGUCAUAGUCAACAACAAGACGGUGGAUCAUCAGUUGAACAUCCAAUUCCAGCAUAG
This is a messenger RNA of Striga hermonthica, 1737 nucleotides long. The record is from the annotation of a GenBank genome assembly. NCBI's taxonomy places the organism in Eukaryota, Viridiplantae, Streptophyta, Magnoliopsida, Lamiales, Orobanchaceae.